GGAGGACAUGGAAGUGCAGAAUAUUCCCCUUGAGGAAGGGAAGAAGCAAUUUGAAGUUGUUGAUAAGGGUGAUGUUGUUAUUUUGCCUGCUUUUGGAGCUGCAGUGGAUGAGAUGUUGACUUUGAGUGACAAAAAUGUACAAAUUGUUGAUACAACUUGCCCAUGGGUGUCUAAGGUCUGGAAGACUGUUGAGAAGCACAAGAAAGGAGAUUACACCUCAAUCAUUCUUGGUAAAUAUGCUCAUGAGGAAACAGUAGCAACUGCAUCUUUUGCUGGGAAGUAUAUUAUUGUCAAGAAUAUGACAGAGGCAAUGUAUGUGUGUGACUACAUUCUUGGGGGUGAACUUAAUGGAUCUAGCUCAACCAAAGAGGAAUUUCUAAAGGAACUUAAAUAUGCAGUUUCAAAGGAGUUUUAUCCAGAUAGUGACCCGGUAAAGCUUGGCAUUGCAAAUCAGACAACAAUGCUCAAGGGAGAAACAAAAGAGAUUGGUAAAUUAGCAGAAAGGACAAUGAUGCGCAAGUAUGGAGUGGAAAAUGUUAAUGAGCACUUCUUAAGCUUCAAUACCAUUUGUGAUGCUACUCAAGAGCGCCAAGAUGCAAUGUACAAGCUGGUAGAGGAAAAUUUAGAUAUAAUGUUGGUGAUUGGUGGGUGGAACUCAAGCAAUACCUCGCACCUACAAGAGAUUGCAGAAGAACGUGGAAUCCCCUCAUACUGGAUUGACAGUGAGAAGAGAAUAGGUCCUGGCAACAAAAUCGCAUAUAAGCUGAAUCAUGGGGAGUUGGUUGAGAAAGAAAACUUUCUACCAGAGGGUCCCAUAACAAUUGGUGUAACAUCUGGUGCCUCUACUCCAGAUAAGGUUGUUGAGGAUGCCCUAAUCAAAGAGUUCGACAUCAAAUGUGAAGAGGCCUUGCAACUUGUGUAGUUAGGUUAGCUUCAGAUGUAUACAUUUGCCAAAAUAUCAGUGUAACCAUACAACUAAACAGGAGUAUAAUUGAAGAAUCUAUGUUAUGCA
Molecule: messenger RNA, 1012 nt
Organism: Quercus lobata
Lineage: Eukaryota; Viridiplantae; Streptophyta; Magnoliopsida; Fagales; Fagaceae
Product: 4-hydroxy-3-methylbut-2-enyl diphosphate reductase, chloroplastic-like
Exons: 8
Coding region: 8-922 (304 amino acids)
Biological process (GO): dimethylallyl diphosphate biosynthetic process; isopentenyl diphosphate biosynthetic process, methylerythritol phosphate pathway
Molecular function (GO): metal ion binding; 4-hydroxy-3-methylbut-2-enyl diphosphate reductase activity
Source: RefSeq, a predicted model, not a curated record